AUGUCAGUUUAUGGUGCAUUUUCAAACUCAGAGAUAAUUCCUAACCGUGCCGACAGGGUCCGGAGGCGAUCGGCCCCAACUCCCACGGAUGACGCUGAGCAAAAUAAUUCUCCCAGGCGGACCAGAAAUAUUACUGGACCACAAUCGGCCUUGACGGACUUUUUAGCUGCGCAUAACAUCUCAGCAAGACAGAUUCGUGAUCUUGCCGAUUCCCGGCGACAGGCCGCAGCGAACCAGACGCGCGAAAACGGUGAUUCAUCGGCAGUAGCGGAGUCGAGUACUACUGCAAGCCAACAUGCGCCUGCUGGCAAGAAUGCCACCAAGAAGCAAAAGGAAGAACGAAAGGCCAUCGAGAAGAUCAAGGCUAGCAAAUCAUUCAAGAAGCGCAAGAGGCGCGGCAACGACGAUGAAGACGAGGAUGACCUUGCGCGAGCCAUUUUUGAGCAAAGCCAUGCGCCCUUACCUGGCCAGAUGGACAACUGUGAAAUUUGUGAAAAGCGCUUUACCGUCACCCCGUAUUCUGUGGCUGGGCCCAACGGGGGUUUCCUGUGUGCUCCCUGUGGCCGCGAGAUAGCCAAAGAGCGAGAGGGACAGAAACCGAAAAAACAGCCUCGCAAGCAAACGGGCGGAAUUGGGGCACGUCGAGCCACGCAAAGCCGAAUUCUCGACGGUGAUGUGGGAACUAAGAGCCUGGCCACGCUUUGCGUUCAAACUCUGGCAAAGAAUGUGGACAUGGCCGAGAGCUUGGGUGAUCUACCGCAACACCUCAUUGACAAAAUUGGGCGCAUUCUUUCAAAGCGCCGACUACUCAAGCCAGAGACUCUACCGCUUUUCGUUCGUCCGAAUACCGAUGUACUGCACAUCUAUGACGGUGCUAGGCUGGGUGAAAAUGACCUCAUGAGCAUUUUCCAAGUAGCGACCAAGUUAAGACACUUCAAAGUGCGCUGUGCGAUUCAGUUCAAGGACGAAGUAAUGGACUACCUGCUAUCACGCGAUACUUGCCUGGAAACAUUUUAUCUGCAUGGUGCAAAUUUGCUGAGUGAAGCAAAAUGGCACGAGUUUCUGGCUGCGAAGGGUGCCGAGCUUCGAACGCUUCAGGUUUACUACACGGAUUUGCACUUUGGAGAUGACACCAUUGUUGAGCUAAAAAAGCACUGCCCACGACUGCAACGGCUCAAAGUGGCAAACAAUCAGAAACUUACUAGCAAAGGUGUCAAGGCAAUCAGCGCCCUCACCUCCCUUGAACAUCUCGGCCUUCAACUUCACCACAAAAUCGCAUCAGCAGACCUGACCGAGUGUAUUGCUGGCGUCGGUGCAAAUUUGCAGACAUUGUCAUUGAAGAUUUUUCCAGACGCCGGAGACGAAGUUUUGAUGGCAAUUCACAACCACUGCCGAUCGCUCACCAAGCUACGAAUCACGGAUAGCGAAGCUAUGACUGAUGCCGGCUUUGUGAAGCUUUUUACCGGGUGGGAAAACCCCGAGGUGGCAUUCAUUGACCUUCAAAAGUGUCGGCAGAUCGACGCUGCUCGUCCGCGCGAGAAUCCGGAGAAUAUAGGUCUUUGCAGUGAGGGAUUCAAGGCACUCAUGGCGCAUUCUGGGCCGAAAAUCCGACAUCUCAAUAUCCAUGCCUGCCGGCACAUCUCGCGCGAGGCCUUCGAGGAGGCCUUUAGAGAACACACAUUGUAUCCGGAGCUACGCUCAUUGGAGAUUAGCUUUUGCGAAGAGGUGACGGAUUUUAUUUUGGGCAGUAUAUUCCGAGCCUGUCCAAACAUUAAGGACGUCAACGUGUUUGGAUGCAUGAAAAUCAAGGAUGUCUUGGUUCCACGAGGUGUAGUUCUGGUUGGCGUGCCGAAUGCAUUGGGUAUGGUGACAGAGGGCAUUCACUAG
Molecule: messenger RNA, 1887 nt
Organism: Cordyceps militaris CM01
Lineage: Eukaryota; Fungi; Ascomycota; Sordariomycetes; Hypocreales; Cordycipitaceae
Product: DNA repair protein Rad7
Exons: 3
Coding region: 1-1887 (628 amino acids)
Biological process (GO): SCF-dependent proteasomal ubiquitin-dependent protein catabolic process
Cellular component (GO): SCF ubiquitin ligase complex
Molecular function (GO): protein binding
Source: RefSeq, a predicted model, not a curated record